AUGGAUGCUGGGAACCAUUCACCCGUGUCUCGAUUCAUUUUUGAACCAUUAUCUGAUAUCCACACUAUCAAGAUCAUUCUCUUCCUGCUGGUGCUGACAUUGUAUUUUUUGACCAUAAUGGGAAACAUCUUCAUCAUCUUUUCCAGCUUGACGAAUCCUGCUCUUCAGUCUCCAAUGUAUUUCUUCCUUCGAAAUUUAUCAUUCCUAGAGAUUGGAUACACCUCCACUAUAAUCCCCAAAAUGCUGUUCAACUUUCUUUCAGAAGACACGAGCAUUUCAUUCAUUGGCUGUGCCACACAGAUGUAUUUCUUUGGGUCUCUUGGAAUUGCAGAGUGUUGCUUGCUGGCUGCCAUGGCAUACGAUCGCUAUGUAGCAAUAUGCCGCCCUUUGCAUUACUCGGCCAUUAUGAACCGGACCAUUUGUCUGCAGAUCUCUACAGUCUGCUGGCUCAGUGGAGUGCUGGUGGUUUUAGUACCAGCAACAAUAAUAUUCACUCUCCCCUUCUGUGGACCCAACAGGAUCAAGCAUUUCUUCUGUGAUCUCCCUCCACUGCUGAGGUUGGCUUGUGCGGACAUUUAUAAAAGUGAAGUCAUAAUUUACACAGUCACUGUAGUGUUCAUCAUGCUUCCCUUUUUGCUGAUCUUGGUCUCCUAUGUCCAUAUCCUCCAUGCUGUCCUAAAGAUGUCUUCAACCACACACAGAAGCAAGGCCUUCUCCACUUGUUCUUCCCACAUCACAGUGGUGACUCUUUUUUAUGGAUCUGCUGUCCUAACAUAUCUGAGACCUACAUCUGCGAAUUCUUGGGAAACUGAUGAAGUGCUCUCAUUUUUUUACACUGUUGUGUGCCCUAUGUUGAAUCCCUUAAUCUACAGUCUCCGGAACAAAGAAAUGAAGGAUUCCCUUAAGAAACUGAUGUUCAAAAAAAAUAUUCUUUAG
Molecule: messenger RNA, 936 nt
Organism: Gekko japonicus
Lineage: Eukaryota; Metazoa; Chordata; Lepidosauria; Squamata; Gekkonidae
Product: olfactory receptor 10A4-like
Exons: 1
Coding region: 1-936 (311 amino acids)
Biological process (GO): G protein-coupled receptor signaling pathway
Cellular component (GO): membrane
Molecular function (GO): G protein-coupled receptor activity; olfactory receptor activity
Source: RefSeq, a predicted model, not a curated record